AUGGAGGAUAUAGAAUCCAACCUAUCACCAUCCCUACUGGGAAGUUCUGAUAUCUUCCACGUCGUCAAGGAGAUCCUCAGGUUUGUUCUCUACAUCCACCACCAGAUCCCCUCGAUUCUGCAGCACAUUGAAAAUGAAUAUGAAGCUCUGAAGGAAGACUUAGAAGAGACAUGUCUUUCACCAAAUGCAACAAAGGCAUCUGAUAGGCGGAAACAUAACCUAAGGAAAAGAGAGAUUAAGCAAGGGAUAAGGAUGGAAAAAGUGACGUGUAAAAUUUCUGCUUUACUUUCAGCACUUCAACUAGCUCUAGACGAAAUGCCCGACAUACAAGAAGUUAUUUUGGUUCUUGGAGGAAGUCUUGUAAGGCCUCAACAUGUGUAUCAGCUAGUAUUCAAUGGAGGAAAACUUGAUUUUGGUAGAGCUACUGAAUCCACCAAGAGUAAAGUUGCAGAUUUCAUUGCCAAAAAGUCUAUUAGAGCUUUAAUAUCAGCUGGUGUAGGAAGCUUUUCUUUAAUAGGCCCAUCUAAGCUGUUCUUGUUGGUCAGAAGUUACUCAACUUUCAGACUGCCGCUCCAUUUUUUGCCUAAGCGUGAUUUUAGAUUUAGCAGCAAGGUAGUACCGCUCAAAUUACAUAUAAAGUGCAAGGUUCCAAUACCUCCCACUAGCAGUUCAGACAAUAAAUCACUAGCUUCUAUCUCUACAUGUCCGAAUUCAAAUGAAAAUGAUGUGAUGUGGUUUCAGUGCAAACAUGCUAUCAAGGGAUUGGCAUGCAGGGUUCCCUCAGAAUGCUAGAAGUUCAACUUCUUUCAUAACAGACAACUGUAUUUUCUCUCUCUCCUCUUUCUUGUUGUCUCUAGAGCCUUGGAUGAACGGG
Molecule: messenger RNA, 874 nt
Organism: Zingiber officinale
Lineage: Eukaryota; Viridiplantae; Streptophyta; Magnoliopsida; Zingiberales; Zingiberaceae
Exons: 7
Coding region: 1-792 (263 amino acids)
Biological process (GO): regulation of exit from mitosis
Cellular component (GO): nucleus
Source: RefSeq, a predicted model, not a curated record